GUCCUCCUGCAUCCCUCUUCCUGCAUCCCUCCCUCCUACAUCCCUCCUCCUGCAUCCGUCCUGCAUCCCUCUUCCUGCAUCCCUCCUCCUGCAUCCCUCCCUCCUGUAUCCCUCUCUCCACCCCUCCUUCCCUCCCUCCCUCUGCCUGCGCAGAGCCGCGGACAUGGCGCUCAGCAAUUUCCUCUUCGCUCAGUGCAUCUGCUAUUUCCUGGCCUUUCUCUUCAGCUUCAUCGUGGUGGUGCCACUCUCCGAGAAUGGCAACGACUUCCACGGCCGGUGCCUGCUCUUCACCGAGGGCAUGUGGCUCAACGCCAACCUGACGGUGGAGCGGCAGCGCUUCACGGUGCAGGAGUGGGGGCCUGAGGCUGCUUGCCGCUUCAGCAUCUUCACCGGGCUCCUCUCCCUGCUGCUGGCCACAGUGCAGGCCUGGAGGACCCUCUUCUUCCUCUGCAAAGGGCACGAGGACUCUUUCUUUUACGCCUUCCUGAAUCUGCUGAUCAGCGCCUUUGUGGUGUUCAUCACAUUUAUUGCCAGCACUAUAGUGAGUGUAGGAUUUAACAUGUGGUGUGAUGCAAUUACUGAAAAAGGAAGCAUGCCAAAUAGCUGUGAAGAAUUGCAGGAUAUAGAUCUUGAGCUGAACUUGGAAAACUCUGCUUUCUAUGACCAAUUUGCUAUUGCACAGUUUGGUCUCUGGGCUGCCUGGCUGACUUGGCUGGCAAUUACCAUUCUGGCUUUCCUGAAAGUUUAUCACAACUACAGACAGGAGGAUCUGCUAGAUAGCCUGAUCCAUGAGAAGGAGCUGUUGCUAGGAAGAUCCCCUUCAAGAUCUUCUUUGCAAGAUGACAAAAGUGGCAUGAUCUAAAGUGUAAGCAAAUUUCCAGGGCAGGAUCUAGAUUUUACUAUUCAGUAAUGUGUGCUGAAGCUGAGUCAGGGUAUUGAGUGUGUGAGAUCUUUUCUUUUCCUGAAAUGAAAUGUAAUUGUGAAUUACUCACUUCCCCCAUGAGAAACUGUUGGCAGAAAUACUGAUAUUAGGAUAAAGAGGAUGAACUGCCCUAUGUGCCUAUGGCACAGCAAACUUUCUGUCCUGUGCAGACAAAAUUUGUAACCUGCCCUUGUCAGCAGAGCUCCCACGUGCCAUCGCUGGCUUUUGGGACAGGGGCCAUUUUUGAGGACUGAGCUGGCAAGACCAGGCUACAGCAUCCCGGCUAUUUCUUCAAACUAUUCUUCAAAAGCAGUUGUAACUGGAUCUGCAUUCAGUCCCUCCUGUGUCCCUCUCCUCCCUUUUGCCAGUGAAGCUGCCCCUGCUCUGCCUUUACCCUGGGGAGCUGCAGCUCUGGUUGGGGUGUGGGCUCUCGCUGUCUCUGCUUUCGCUGUGUGUGGAUGCAGUGCUGACAAACAUGUUGCUCCUGCUCUGAUUUUAUUUCAAACAUAGAGACCUGUGUUCCAGACUUGAUAUUUGGUAUUGGACAGUGUUAAUGAAUUCCAUGAAACUCGUAUAUUAUUAUACCACCUGUCAAAAACUGUGUAUAAUAUGGAAGAUGACGGAGAACAUUUGUGGAUUUGUUUCAUCUUAGAUUUUGGCAUGAGCAGCAUUUAUUAUGACUCCUGAAGUGAAGUGUAGCUAGAAAUUGCUGAAGCUUGCAUACUAAGAAAUUAAGCUGAAUAGAUAGUAUUUAUGCUUGUGCAUUUAUAAAUGUAACUUGGUCCCUAACAUUGUAUACUAUUCUGUUUUGAAUAUUGGAAUUUAUUUGUGAUAUUUAUUUCAUAUAGAAUAUGCAAAAUUACUGUAAGCAUUUGCAUCGUAGGUUUCUCUAUAUAAACAUAGCAAGGAGUUCAAACAGCUGAGUUAUUUUAUUGGUAGUUCAGUGCUGAUUGGGUCCAUUCUCCCCACUCAUGGGCAGGAGUUCCAGGGCAGAUGAAUUUUGCUGUGAAAAGGAAGAAGAAUUGCUGUUUACACAAAGCUCACUGGUGACUGUGUUGUUGCUUUCAGUUUUGCUUGGCCAGUGCUUCAACAAAUCAGGUGGAUUGUUGAGAUCAGAUGUAGCUCUGAUAAUUAAGAAGAGUCACUCAGAGGAGUGUGGGAUUUGCACGGCAGAGAAGUAAAGCUGUGCUGGGAUUCAGCAUUUAUCCCCUGGUGCACAUUGCACAGAAGACCCCAAAUCAGCAGAAAACUUAAGAAAACAACUAAGUUUGGACUGAAGAUUUUUUUGGGAGUAUGCUGACACUGCCUGUGGUACCUGUGUUUGAGUGGAGACUGAAUUUAUUGUAACAGAAGUGCAAACCACACACGAUUAUAUGACCUGGUAAAUCAGAAUGAGGGGAGAGAGGACAGCAGGCUUCUACCACAUCAGAGCCCAAGCCUGGGGUUAGCACAACCAUGCAGAUUUACUGUUGUCUUCUAGGGACUCUCUGAUGCUUAGUUAAGUACCAGCUUAAGCAUUUCAUUGAAACAGAAUUUGGUGUCGUGACAAAUCCCUCAAUUAUUAAGCAUUUUAGGGCAUAAAAUCUGACAUAGUAUUUAACUGCCAAAAUGUUCUUAUAGACUCCUCCGUGGGCCUUAAGCAGUAAGCCAGUCCUGUGAACAUUGCUCAGAGCCCCAGCUGGCCACAGCUCUCUGUAGAGAGGCUUUGCCCUUCAGCAUGAUUUCUGCCCACAAGAGAAUGCAAUUCCUUUGAAAGCUUUGCAGCAGUGUCUUUUUUUAUAGUUGGGAGCUGACAUCAGAGGAGGACUCCUGGAGAGGGAAUCAGAGAUCAAGUUAAUGAAUGCCAACUUAAAAUUCAGAUAUCAAGACUGUCAGAGUGCCUUUUUAAAAUUCAUUUGGUCUAAUACUUUGGAUAUUAAGAAAAGUCUCUUCACUGAAAGGUUUGUCAAGCACUGGAACAGGCUGCCCAGGGAAGGGGAGGAAUCACCCUCCCUGGACAUAUUUAAAAGAAAGGUAGAUGUGGCACUGGGGGACAUUGUUUAGUGGUGGCCUUUGCAGUGCCAGGUUAAUGGUUUGACUGGAUGAUCCUAGAGGUCUUUUUCAACCCAAUACUCUGUCUCUAGUAGGAGAUACACUUUUGCAGGUACCUGAGUUCAUUGCCAGGGAAUGACCUUCUUCAUACCAAGAAGAGCCUGGGUCUUUUAAGUUAGGCUGUUUUCCCAGUUUCUCCAGUUGUAAAAGGCAGUCUCACUUUCACUCAGCAGUGAUGUCUCUUCCCACAAAUUACUUCAGUGCAUGCCUUACUCCUUGUGUGGAACCAGGAUGCUGCUUUGUAUAAUAUAUUUUAUGUAUAUGCCAAAUCAGGCUUAGGCUGAAGUGAGGUGUGGGUGGGGACCACUGUUCCUGGUGUUGCCUGAGGGUUUGAAGAACCAUGAGACAGAAGAUAACAAAUGUCUUCUUGUGGUUCUCGCUCUGAGGUACCAGGGCCCAAGCCUUGUCUCUGCUUCUGAAAGAGAGGAUGCUGCUUGUGGGCGAGGCUCUCUGGAGCUCAUGCUCUCUUCUACCUCUCCUGUCUCAAGGUCUUUUUCCUCCUUUCCACUUCCAUGAGAAGUAGCAAACACUGGUCCUGGGCUUGGAGUUGUCAUGCAAAAUGAAAAGAGGCUGAAGCUCUUCUAUGAGUCCCAUGUGAAUGGGACUGUUUUUCACAGCUUUCCCAUGUCAGUUUUUCACACCUUCCCUGCCUUGACCAGGUGGGAUGAGACUGGUACCCUCUUGCAAGCAUCAGUGAUGCUUAAAAGCAAAGCUGCUUUUGAUGGAAGCCCCUGUGUGAGUCAGAAGGCAGAGCGCAUAGUGAGAAGCUCUCUGGCUGACCCAAGGAGAGGGAGGGUAUCCUGCGACUCCCAGUUUUUGGACACACUUGGUAUUUUUUAUUUGCCCUAAGUUUUCUGCAACCUUUUCUCCUAAAGCUUAGGCACUCAGGCCAGGCUGGUGAUGCCAAGCUGGAAAUGUGCUAGAAUUCUGGUAUAAUUUAUGCACACAUACAUACCUACCUGUGCUCCCUCUCAUGCACUUCUCUCUUUUGUACAUUUCUGAUGUCUGAUUUUAGUCACCCAUUGCCAACUAGCACAUUGUGGGGCUGAGUCAAAUUUUGCAUUUCUGUGACAUUUCAAUACCUUUAAUUUGCCAUGUUCAAAGGCAGGGAACACUCUAGCUAGAGUUGUAUUCAAAGAACUAGAAUGCUGUGUGGUACUUAUACUCGUAUUUAUUUAUUUAUUGUCACAUGGUGCAAGGGGAAAAACCUUUGUGGCCUUUCAAAGGCACUGGGCUGUUGCCACACUAUUAUCCUGUUGUACCAAAUAUAUUCUCUGGCUACCAUCUGUGGUUCAAUUCCCCACCAAUUCCCUGCCAGCAGUCCUCAUUGGGCUAGAAGAAUCUAAGCUAACAAGUGUUAUCUGAGCUUUUAGAUCAAUGCUGUUUCUUACUAUUUUUUAUAAUGGAGAAACAAUCGGAGCCAUCUUUUGGAACAGAACUUCCUCAUGAGUGCAUUCAUGCACAAAACAUCCUGUACCACUAACUCAUGAGGCAUCUUUCAGUUGGGAAAUUUCAGUGGGAAUCACAAAAAUAAGAGCAUGAUGAUUAACUGUAAAAACUGAAGGACACAUUCAUACUAUAGCAGCGAUUCUGUGGUCCCUUAAAAAAGGAGGUGUUACAAUAACCAGUGAUGGAUGAUGGAGUGUACAGACCUUGUCAUGAAAGCAUUUUCUGUGUAUGUACAAUGCACACAGAUAAAUGCCAGUUCCACUGCUCUUCUGUGAUGUGGAUAUGGGCUCUUCUCUAACCAAGCAGCUUUGGCUGAUGUAGCUGUUAGAAUGCCUUAAAUUUCUACAUUUCCUUUUACUCAGCACUGGGACUUGUGCAGUGACAAUGGUUCUGAUAGCCAGAGGUGGAAUUGAUGUGGGCAGAGUGGGAAAGCACUGGCCGAUGCAUAACCUCCCAAAGGCUGAGAUGAGUUUCUAAUGCAGGUUUGCAGGUGUUUCAAUUCCUCCCCUUUAUUUGAGUAACGUCCUGCUGCUACCCUAAAUGAGUCCAGUUAGGAACAGAAUCAGAUUUCCCUUCAAGGCCUUCCCUCCCCAGUAUGGAACACUGCUGAUUUAACCUAUGCAGUGUUCAGGAUGCAAGGAAGAGGAGCUCACACUUUACAGUCACAUUGCACACAAACCUGGUAUUGGAUGUAUGUGGGAUUUGUCAUCUCCCCUUUUCAGAGACUUCUCAAACAUACUGCAUGUAAAAUCACUUCUACCAUUUAAAUUAUAACUUUAGCAAAAAUCUGGACAGUAAUUUAUACUAGAAAGACUGGCAGUACUUUGUGAAAAACUAAUCUGGGUUAUGACAAAACUUUUGGGUUUUUUUCUGUAUCAAUGGCCUGAGUAUCCUUGAGUGAAUGAGCAUCCUGGCUGUGUCCAGAUCCUAAAUCUGUGCCUCAGACCAUUUCCUUUGCUGAUGGAAAGAGCCCAUUUUUAUCUCUUGGAAUGUUUGCUUUGGAGACCACAAAUAUCCUUUCCUUCUGGUUAGACAAUCUGGGAAAAAAAGAAGGCUUUACCUGCAGUGACAAAAUGCUAAUGUAACUUCAUAAGCACAGAAAUUGUUUUCAAACUAUUUCUGUUCAUGGCCCUAGUGCCUUGAAGUACAUGUUUUUAUUUUUGUCCUCCAUAAGAUGGAGGAAAGCUAUCCUGAGUUGUACUUUAGUACUCACAUAUAUGCAUCUAGUUGUUUUUUUUUUUUUUUUUUUAUGGAUGUUUUUUAAAUGGACAAAAUUUAACUCAGUGAUUUAUGAAGUUAAG
This is a messenger RNA of Passer montanus (Eurasian tree sparrow), 5763 nucleotides long. It is a transcript of the gene TMEM179, whose product is annotated as transmembrane protein 179. The coding region runs from base 164 to 862 and encodes 232 amino acids. Lineage: Eukaryota; Metazoa; Chordata; Aves; Passeriformes; Passeridae. The transcript has 4 exons. The record is from RefSeq and is a predicted model, not a curated record.